GGAUUGUGGAUUCUAUCAUUCAAAUCCAAACAAAUAUCAGAUCGACUCGUUGAAAAUUCCGAGGGUUUUGCGACGCGUGUCCGUGUGGUGUGUGCAGAAAGGGGUGAAUUAAUCUGCCACCGGAUUUAAAUCAUUGGUAUGGGAGAGUGAAAGAAAGUUGAAGAGAAUUACUUUUGAAAUUUGAGAGUAAAAGAGGAUUGAUGGAGUCUGGGGCGCAGCCAGUGAAUCGAUUCAUUCGAUCGAGUGUACGAGAUCGAGGGAAUUGAUAUCGUUAAUAAAUAAUGAAUAGCUCAUAAAUUUUCAAGGGGAGCUGAUGAGUAUGUGGGCGAGAGAGUGGUUGUAAUGUGGCGCCAAAAAUAUUUUAUCGCGAACAAAGAAAUCGCGGGCUAUUAUUGGGGUGAUUAAUCAUUUGGGUAUCACCUCGAACCGCCAAUUCUCGUUCUAACAAAAUCGAAAUCAAAAUUACCGAACGAUUGAUUAUUCAAUGUCUGAACGAUUCCAGGGAUUUCUCUGACUAAAAAGGAAUUGCGAAGAUAAUUAUCAUAAUUGAAGAAUUUUUUUUGGAAAGGGUGGGUCAUCUCGUUCACCAAAAUGGCGGUCGAUUCUCAGGGCUGACGCUGAUAACAUUAUCACCCCGAAAUAUUCUCUCACUCUUCCCUAUCAAAAGAACGAAAUCCCGAUAAGUGGAGGCCAAUAAAAUACAAAGACAAUAAAGAAAGUGAUCAGUAAAAAUGGUGGGCGGUGGUGACUGCAAAGUGGCCACUGUCGAGGUUGAGGCAGCCUCGGGCAAUGACAACACAGCGACUCUACCAUCAUCGAGACCCCUAAAUCCACAAGGUGGCAUUGGUCCACCACCCAAUGCCCAGGACAACGCCGAGAAGAACAACGCAGCCAACAAAGAGAUGGAGCUCAAGAAUGUUCGCUCAACACCUGCCAAACAGACAUCGCUCUUCAUCAUCAUGAGCUUCAUCUACGCUAAACUACUGGUGGUAGUUUGCAUAGCCUACGUGAUAAGCGACGUUGUGACUCACAAACUACCACUAUGGUACUUUGAGGGUUUCUUCACUUACCUAUACGGCAUGAGUAUCCUCUUUCUCCUGUACGUAUUCUGCUUCCUACUUCAAGAGAGCGCCUGUUGCUCCAGGGGCGUUGAAACACCUCCACCACCACCAAAACCACCAAAACCACCGAAAGAACCUAAGGACAAAAGCAAGAAAAAGGAUAAGAAGGAUAAAAAAGACUCGAAGAAUGGAAAGAAUAAAAAAGAUUUUCAGGAUGCAGCUGAUGUUGAGGCAGGUGUCUCAACUCGAGUUCUCAGAAAACGUAAAACAUCCCAGAAUGAUCACAGCCACGGAAGCUUUUUUCUCAGAAUUGGGGCAAUUGCAUUUGGAUUGGGCACGAUGGUUUACAAUGGCCUCGAGUUUGGAUUAUUUUUCGAGGUACCCUUCACGUCACCCUGCUUCCAGAUCCUUCAGGGAGUCAAUCCAAUUUUACAGAUGGUCUUUACCUUCAUGCAGAUGUAUUUUAUCUUCAUGAAUUCAAGACUCAACAUUCACCGCUUCAAAGUCAUCGCUCGUUUCGGUCUGAUGCACGUUGUAGCCACAAACAUCUGCGUAUGGGUGCGAACACUCGUAUUUGAGAGCCUCAAAGAGAUCUCCCAGUAUGGCAGGAAGAUUGGAAAGCCAGACAUGGGUUUGAUCGAGAGCAUCAAGAAUCACGCGAUAUCAAACGCAGAUGUGUACACAGGUGAGAUAUCCCGGGAUAUGGCACAACUCCGUUUGGCCCCAGUCAGCUCGACCCUGAGAACGAUCAACACAUUUCAUCCAAAGACAACAAGCAGAUUCGUGAGAACAACUGUAGCAUCGGUGGGUCGUUACGCCCGUUCGACGGCUCGUUCUGUCGCCCGAGCCAUCACCAGCGGCACAUCCUCAACAGCAGCGACCUUCACCACUAGCACCUCAACAACCCCUUCAACAACAACCCUCCGAAUGAUGCCGACAACCACUCCCAGCACUACAACUACCACCACCACAACAACAGCUCGACCCACAUUAUCAACAAUUCUCGACGCCCUGACAAGCACAAUAAAGCCCAAUAUCACAACCAGAAUGACCACCACUAGCACUUCAACAACAACAACAACAACAACCACAACAACAACGACAAUGGCUCCCCCGGCGCCCACUUCAUCUCCCCUCACAUCAUUCGCUCCAUUCCUCUGGGAUUUCGCUGAUGCCCCAGCAACAGUCAGCAAGGAAGCCAUUCCCCAGUUCUUCGACACAAUUAAUCAAACGAUUGCCAGCAAUGCCAGUACAAUUUACACACCGAGCUACGCUUUCCUUCAGGAUCUUCGACAAACCAAUGACUCUUGUGGAAGGGAGAAUAUCAUGGGGAACAUCGUGCAGCAGGCUGCUCCUUAUCUCUUUCCAUUUAUCAUUGAGUACAGCUUGAUUGGUGCAGCUGUUAUCUACGUUAUGUGGAAGCACAUUGGACGUCAUCCCCGUUGGCCACAUCAGGCCGAGGCUGAUCUAGAGCGCAGGCUAGAGGCGAUGCUCUCGAGACGAGCUGUUGCACUGGCUCAUGCUGGUCAUGGAAGAGUUGACUGCGUGGGUGCGAGCAAAGGUCUUUUCCUGGGGCUCUUCCUCCUCGUUGGCUCCCUCAUAUGCCUCAUCCUCUUCUUUGUACUGAUCCAUCACCCAUCAUUCGGACUGCUGGCAAUCUAUCUAGCUGAUGUGUCUCACUGUGCCCUCAUGGCUCUCUCAAUAAUCGCCAUUAUAAUUGGCUUCUGUCGUGUUCAGUCCCUCAAGUUCAAAGCCGAAGAGCAGAGUGAUCUCAAUGAUAUUCUUCUCCGCAUAUCGGCAUUCGGUCUCUUCCUUUACGCUGUAUUCAGCGUUAUCGCUGGUUCACUCGCUGCAUUCACCCACGAGCCAAAUCUCCUCGUUAUGGUCACUGGUUUACUCGCUGUUGGACAAGUUGUCCUUCAGAUGCUGUUCAUCGCUGAUGUAUCACGUAGGCGUGUACAUCUACCUGAACACGAUCGGAGCAAACCAGGUCGUCAGAUCGUUACAUUCCUACUCAUCUGCAAUGUUGCAAUGUGGGUGAUCUAUACGUUUGAGGGACAAAAAGUCAUUGCCAAUCCAGUUCAACUCGAUUUCUAUGGGUACUUGUCGUGGACCAUUGUGCAGAGGGUGACACUUCCACUCUGCAUCUUCCACAGGUUCCACAGUGCUGUUACGCUCGCCGAAAUAUGGAAGACAAGCUACAAAGCACGUCUCGAAUAGAUUAAUAUCACAGUUAUUGUGUGAUUAUUCAGAUCAUCUUGGUACUUUCGAUGGUUCGUGAAAUUCUUGGAGUUAUCACUCAGUCACUCACCACUUGGUGAUCAUCCUCGACGAGGUGUCGAGGAUUCGAGGGCUCAUUUAGCCAUUAGCGCGCAGUUUUUAUUUUCGCAGUGAGAGCGGAUUAAUCACGAUAACCGACGACGUGUUUUUUAAUCAUCAAUCGCAUUUUUAUACUUUUAUACCUUGAAAUCUCCAUCUUCGUGCAUCGAGGCCGUUGUGCGUAGAUUAACAAAAAAUCAUUAAUGAAAUAGAAAAAUGAUUAAUUCGAUCAGGCAUUUAAAUGGUCUAGCCCAGUAGUUCGGAUUAUGAAGGGAUUAUGUAUUCAUGGUGACAGAUGACUCGAUGCAGGAAUUAGUGAGUGAAUUUCAAUUUUUUCAAAUAACGGAGACUAAAAUUGACGAUACAAAUGAUACAAAUAUUCAAUGGGGAACAUAAUUUAAUUUUUUGAAUGCUUUUUUAUUAUAGAUUCCGCGCGCCUGCGUUCGUUGCGUGUUUGUAAAGUACAAAAUUGUUUCUAACUCUUUAAGGAUUUAUAUUUUAGGUAAAAUUGGCGUGAUUCGAAAUGAGAGGUAACGAGAGGGGUUUUUUUGUUUGUCUUAUCGUCGACAUUUUUUUUUAAAGGCAGACAUGAUCAUGAGAGAACGAUGGAAAAUGAUAAAGAAAGAUGCGUGUAUAAACAGAAUAGGGAGAAUAUUUUUUUUUCGAUGAGAGAUCAGAGAUGGGGAGAGGUUCAAAGAGAAUAAGAUUGAUGUGAUCGUGGGACGAUUGGUGGAGUAUUUGACGGGAUUCAGUCAUAAAUACGAACUACGAACUAAUAAGGUAGAUGAUAUCAUUAGACAAUAGUGAUAAUUGAGUGAAAGACGUGUAGUUCAAAAAAUCCCUACUCAUAAUUUUAGAGAAAAAUCUUUUAAGAAUUAUAAAGAAGGAAAAAACAAACAAGACACUCGUGUCAUUCACGUGAAUUUAAUCAUCGACUAAAAAUUAGUCUUUAAUGUUCUCCGUGUCAACUGAAAUUUUCCCAGCAGACUCGAGUUAAAUAAAUCAUAUGGAAGAUACACGUGUACUUAUUAGCUUGCUGCUAAUAAAAUUCUCACUGUAAUUUUGUUUUGCUCUAUCGAAGAAUAAUAAAAAAUUAUUGAUAGAAUAAUCGUAGAUCGUUUUGUUCCGGUGAACCGAACGCUCUACGAUAAUUAUACAUAAUUAUAUAGAUUAUAAAUAUUGAUAUUAACUAAAUUAUAUUAUAUGAUUAUUAUACAUACGAAAAAAAUGGAGUAAAUUAAUCAUGACCCGAGUAUUUCGCGUAAAAAUGUACCGUUAAUAACCAGAAAACGAUUAUAAAUAUAUAAAUAGAUUUUAAAUAAAUACAAAACGAUAAGUUGCGGUUAUUCAGAUCGCUUGAACUCUGUGCAGUGAAAAUUGAUAAAUUGAAAUAUCGAAUGGAUUGUAAAUAUCUCGGUUGAAACAAAAUAUGAGAAAAUUAACAGAAAUGAGGAGCAGACGUAUCUCUGAGACGAGAGGAGAGUAAUCAUCCCUGAGUUGUCGCGUUUAUCUUGUUUUUCGCCUCGGAAUAACAUCAACGAAAGUUUUAUCCUGAUUUCACUGGCAUGCAGAGGGGAUUAUUAUCGAAAUAUGAUGAUUGGCGGAAAAUUAGAUGCUAGAACUACCAAGACACUGCCAUUAAUCGGACCAACUCUCAGUGAAGCUAAACGAGAAUGGCGUGUCCUUAAAACAUUGGAAUUCGGCCAGAAAUAAACUCAUACAUGGUGUUGAACCCUCCAAAAUUCUCAAAGAGAAAUAAAACGCCUAGUCCAGUUUAAAUCCUAGUUAAAUUCUCAAUUCCAUCACAAUUAACUCCUUCAUUAAUCACGGGAGUGUCUAACUGCACGUCAUAAUGUAUCUGAGUGCUGAAUGCGUGAUAAUAAAUUUAACAAUGAUUAAAUAUUCAGCAAGAAUGACUGUCUUUUCCAGAGUUUGUUCGCGAACUCAAAUUUAACAUCGUGUCUAUGUGGCUUUAAGUCGUCUUAGAGUCCUCAGACUUGUGUACUAAACCGAAAAAAAAAAGAACGAAGAUAUAAAAAAUUUUAACGAGAACAGAAAUAUCUUAAACACUUUAGCCGUAAGCCUAAACCGAUACGAGGAUAAUUACCCGAGUGCUGAGGAUGGAAAAUAUUUUUUCGUUUCUCGUCACUCGAGACAUCAUCCCCGACUCCUUGUCAUUUACUCACUUACGUAGAUAAACGAUAAAUUAAAUAGUAAACCCAAAAAGUAAAAAUAAAGUUUUUGAUGUCUUCGAGUGUAACUAUGAAGUUUGUAAAACACACGCGCACAAGUGACAAUUUAAGAGUUCACGUGACUAUAUACAAGAAAAUUUAAUGAUCUAAAAAUUAUAAGGAUAAAAA
Messenger RNA from Fopius arisanus, 5740 nucleotides. RefSeq names its product Otopetrin-like a (gene OtopLa). Gene Ontology annotation, biological process: proton transmembrane transport. Gene Ontology annotation, molecular function: proton channel activity. The transcript has 7 exons. Bases 732 to 3281 code for a protein of 849 amino acids. Gene Ontology annotation, cellular component: membrane. The record is from RefSeq and is a predicted model, not a curated record. Lineage: Eukaryota; Metazoa; Arthropoda; Insecta; Hymenoptera; Braconidae.